This is a messenger RNA of Fragaria vesca subsp. vesca, 772 nucleotides long. RefSeq names its product homologous-pairing protein 2 homolog. Bases 10 to 687 code for a protein of 225 amino acids. The transcript is spliced from 7 exons. Gene Ontology annotation, cellular component: DNA recombinase auxiliary factor complex; condensed nuclear chromosome. The record is from RefSeq and is a predicted model, not a curated record. Gene Ontology annotation, molecular function: double-stranded DNA binding; recombinase activator activity. Gene Ontology annotation, biological process: meiotic strand invasion involved in reciprocal meiotic recombination; meiotic joint molecule formation; homologous chromosome pairing at meiosis. NCBI's taxonomy places the organism in Eukaryota, Viridiplantae, Streptophyta, Magnoliopsida, Rosales, Rosaceae.
CCGCCAACAAUGGCGCCCAAAUCCGAUAACACUGAAGCAAUCGUUCUCAGAUUCGUGAAUGAGCAAAAUAAGCCACUGAAUUCGCAGAAUGUGGCGGAUGCGCUGCAAAAGUACAAUCUUAAGAAGACGGCGGUACAGAAAUCGCUGGAUACUCUUGCUGAUGGUGGAAAGAUUUCGUUCAAGGAGUAUGGGAAGCAGAAGAUAUACCUGGCUCGGCAAGACCAGUUUGAUAUUCCGAACAGUGAGGAGCUUAGUCAGAUGAAGGAAGCAAAUACGAAGCUGCAAGAACAGUUGGCUGAGCAAAAGAGGGCAAUUAGCGAGGUGGAGGGAGAAAUCAAAGCUUUGCAGUCGAAUUUGACCAUGGAACAAAUAAAGGAGAAGGACACCAAACUGAGAAAGGAGGUCAAGGAACUGGAAGACAAGUUGGAUAAAUUGCGAGGAGGAGUUACCUUGGUCAGGCCUGAAGACCGCAAGAUUAUUGAGCAAAUGUACUCGGAGAAGAUAAGUCAGUGGAGAAAGCGCAAGAGGAUUUUCAGAGAUCUUUGGGACACUAUUACUGAGAAUUCACCUAAAGAUCUCAAGGAAUUCAAGGAAGAGCUAGGGCUUGAAUAUGAUGAGGAUGUUGGUGUGGAUCUACAGUCAUUCAGUGACCUGCUGCCAAAGAGUACGAAGCGGCCUAGAGGCUGACGAGGAGGGUGUAAAAUUUAGACGCGGUGCGGUUUGGUCUUACGUGGAAAUUGCUGCGAAGAGAGGCUUCUCGAUCACACGAGCG